AUAGUAGGGAACUAAAUCCACCUAAUAGGGCCACACCAAUAAACACCUCGGAUAGGUGUUAAAUCUCAAGUAGCCGACAUGACACCCGCUGCCUUUCGAGUUUCGGCAUUCAGAACCAACGCCUAGCGGCGGCUUUAAAGGCACGCCAAUCAUCUGUGCUUAUUUUGAACCUCGUAAUUCUUCCUUUGCUAUUGCUAAAAUCAGUAAAAUUUCAACUUCAACUAAGGAACAUGCUUCUUUUGUGAGAAAUCAACGCGGGAAAUCGCAUCAGUGCAACGAAGACGAAGCUAGCGAGCUAAUUGAUCUUAUUCACUGACCUCUAGAGCAAUGAGAGCACUGAGAGAGGUCAGUGCUUUGAUUGCUCUAAAUUAAGUUGCAUGACAAUCGCGCGGGAUUCGCCGCAAGUUUGAACGUUGUGACAUUUUGUUUACAUCAUAUUAUGACAAUAAAUGAAUUUGUACGGCAUUAUAAAAUAAUAUUAUAAGCAAUAGAUUUAUUUAGAAAAUCACGAAAUAAUAAUGGCGAAUGAUAGUGAUGUGAAGUCAAUUAUGUCGAUAUCGUCAAGAUCGGAGGGUAGUACAGUACCGUUAUCUCGUUUACGCUGGCGGAAUGCCCCCCUCCAUGAAAGAUGCUCAAUGGCAGACAUGCUGAAGAUCAAAGAGGCAUUCCAAGAGGCGUACCUGAAUAAAAUGCUGGCUGGAGAAUUCAGAAGCCUAUUGAGGACGUUAAUUAACGUGGAAUACGAUGAUGAAGAGUUCCAUAUAUUGUUCAUGAAGAUUAACACGUCCCGUAAUGGCGAGAUUGAUUGGGACGAGCUCGUUUCACACCUCCUUCUGGGAUAUUUCGCGAAUGAUCCUGAAAACCAGCGCGCCUCACUGCAGCUACCAAUCAUGGGGCUGCCCGUAGUUAUGCGAUCACAGCAUCGCCAACCCGUGUCCAGGAUAUGUUUCUGCCCAGACGUUUCUAAGGAUAGGAGUACAGAUGCAAUGCAAGGCAAUUACAUGACUGUAAGCCGCGACGGUAUGAUCAACUGGUGGUCCCUCGAAAUGUCUCUCUUGCGGACAGCAUACUCAUCCAGCCCACACUUAAAGGUACGCACUACAUGGGUGACAGAUAUGGUGUGCCUUCCCGACGUAAACAUCGUAGUAACGAGCUCUACAGAGCGGGAUCUUCGUUUCUACGACUGCACCGCCAAAACGUUCACCCUGAAAAUUGUCAUUACUAGUUGGGAAUAUAUGAUAUGCACAAUGCACUAUCAUUUUUACAAGGAUCCAAACGAGCAAUCUAUUCUCAUUUGUGGCGACGUGGCUGGAAAUGUUCGGGUGCUGACGUUUUCACCCAUCAAACGAGGCCCCUUCCGCAACCAGCCCGGUAGGGCAUUGUUGCAGCUAAGACACGUAGAUCUGCAAAAGCGGCGUCGCCUGCUUCCAGAGAUGAGAUUGAUAGAAAUGAUCCGGGUGCACAGCGACUGGGUGCGUCAAGUGUCGUUCUAUGCAUCUCUGCAUUGCAUUGUGUCUUGCUCCACCUGCCCUGAUGCAAUGCUGAUGUGCGACCUGGCUGCAUCAAAGACUCACAACAUGUUCCGGGUUGAUAAGGGUAUUCAGUGUUUCGUGUUCGACGAGGAGGCGCAUGUGUUAGCGACGGGCGGCCCCGACUGCACUGUGCGCGUGUGGAACCCUUUCGUGCCCAGCAAGGCCAACGUUACCUUUCAUGGUCAUCAUGCGGGCGUCACGGCGCUGGUGCUGCAGAACAACGGUCAAACAAUCUAUUCGCUGUCCCGCGACCGUGUCAUCAAGGUGUGGGACGUGCAAGGGCAGGUUUGCGUACAGACCUACAUCGACAUCCCGUCUCAAAUCGGCGAGCGCACGCCCGUCUCGGCGGUAUACAACCCUGCAACCCGCGAGUUUAUUUUAGCAUCUAUUAAAAUCGCCGUGUUAAUCCUCGACGAGCAACUCAACUCGCAACAUACGGAUGGCUUCACACAUUCCCGAGCCGUAGCAAAAGUGCUCUACAACCCACUUUUCAAGGUUGUCAUCACGUGUGGAAUGGACAGCAUCAUCAUUAACUGGGAUCCUGUAACAGGAAAGCGCAACGUGAUGGUCCGCGACGCGCAUACCCGUCUGUUACACGGAGAGCUGAUCCCCGUCGAGAUCACCGCGGCCUGUUUCGACCCAGGAAACCAGCUGCUUCUCACUGGUGCCAGGAAUGGCACACUCAAGGUUUGGAACUUUAACACUGGCCUGUGUCUCAGAAAUCUGGCGAUUGAACAUAUGUGCGAAGUAACUAACUGCUUUUGGGUGGAAGGAAGGAUCCUAGCUGUAGGAUGGAACCGCCACGUGACAGAGUUCGAGGACACCAGCACCAGCUCGACGGGAAAGUCGUGGGAGACGCGUCACUCGGACGACGUGCUGGCCGCGGCCGUACGAACUCCGCUAACCCUCGCCACUGCCUCUUACAACUCAGAGCUCAUCCUCUGGAAGCUGGAAACUGGCCAGCCGUACAGACGCUUUUCGUGUACGGAGCCGAUGUUGCGGAUCAAAUUGCAGUACAGUAAGCGCGCCGCUUCGCCGCAGGCCGCGCCGGCAGCCUCUGGCCGACGCUCCACCUCCACAAUAAUGCGGCCAAGCGUGGGCGGCGCUCGCGAGUCACUGAUCGACUCGUCGGCCGCAAUGCAGAAGGCGCGCGCGCGCCGCGUGUCCACGGUGGCACUGCCUGCGCGCGCGCAGAAAAUGCGCCAGCUCGCCGCGCACGCCAUGAUCUUCCUCACCACCCGGCCCUGCGCUAUGCGCGUUGCGUCCCUCAUAGUAGGGCUGGAGAACGGCCGGGUGCAGUGCUGGUCGGACCACCCGGCCGGCGGGCUGCAGGGCGCUUUCCAGGGCAUCCACACCGCCGGCGACUACGUGUCGGCCUUCGCCACGGACGUCGACAACGACUUCCUUUUCACUGGCACCACGGUGGGGUACAUCAAGGUGUGGCUCAUGAAGAACUACCUCAGGAAUGAAGAGGUGCACGUGAACAUGCCGCUGCUGCGGCUGACGUUCCCGUUCCUGUGGCGGGACCGCGUGCCGGGGCGCGCCAAGCGCAGCGUGCGCGACCAGCCGCUGCCGCUGCUGCUCAGCAGCUACCGCGCGCAUCUGCGCUGCGUCACCGCGCUGGCCUACAUCGAUGGCCAGCGGCUCGUGCUCAGCGGUUCGUCGGACUACAGCGUGCGCGUGUGGAAGCUGUCGGGCGAGUACCUGCAGACGAUGGGCAGCUUCGUUCCUCGGAGCCUCGAGCUGCCGCGCUUCCCGCCCGACGUCAGGAAGGUGGCCAGUUUCACCACUUUCAAGGUGUGGCGCGGCGGCUGGGUGUCGCGCUACGUGCCGGGGCAGGUGGCGGGGGACGCGCUCGGCGACAUCACAGCGCUGGAGCUGCGCACGCGCACGUUCGGUGCGCCGUGCGCCGAGCCUCUGCUGGGCCGCCACCUGGCGCUGCCGCAGCGGCCCGAGCCGCAGGCGCCGCCCCAGCUCGACGACGCGCUGCCCACGAUCCCGCUGUACGCACACCUACGCAUGGCGUCAACGCAGCCGGUGCGGCGCCCGCCGACGCCCGAGCUGGUGCGCGCCACGCGCACGCGCCGCGAACAACACCGCGCCGCGCCACGCACGCACUUCGAGGAGACCGCGGAGUAAAGACCAGGACGAGAUGGCAAGCCACCGCAUACAGUUCAUUUAUAGGUUACUUCACCGUUCACGAGACAUUCCUAUUUAACAUGUUAUGUUACGUAUGAAGCUAAAUUCUACACCAUUGGAUUUUUUUUACUCCACUACAAGUUAAGUCUGUAGUCUAAGAUGGUAACAGGCUACCCUUUUAGUAUAUGGCAGUUGUAUUAAAUCGGUUUCUACGCGACAUCGUGUCGGAUAGCUAAAUUGAUUGGUGGCACGUCUAUGUUGGCAGGGUGGUUAAUAGCCACGACCGAAGCCACCUGCCAGAAAAUCGACAAUCAAAACCCUCAAAUGGAUCCGGUCGGAUAUCGAGCCCCGGACCCCUGCUUAUGAGCCAGUCGAAGUUAACGAGAAAGUCGUUAUAAGCCAUUGGACACGUUGAACAUCGAAUAUUUAUUUUGGGCUCCUGGCGUCUGGACUAGCAAUACCGGUUCUCACGAACCUUUGCAGUUCGAUUUUAUACCUACCUAGGUAUAACAUAAUAUCGGGUUUCACUUUAAAACUGAUUUCUGUACC
Pararge aegeria (speckled wood butterfly) is the source of this 4220-nucleotide messenger RNA. Its product is annotated as WD repeat-containing protein on Y chromosome-like. The record is from RefSeq and is a predicted model, not a curated record. The transcript is spliced from 18 exons. NCBI's taxonomy places the organism in Eukaryota, Metazoa, Arthropoda, Insecta, Lepidoptera, Nymphalidae. Gene Ontology annotation, molecular function: protein binding; calcium ion binding. Bases 519 to 3671 code for a protein of 1050 amino acids.